Messenger RNA from Sclerotinia sclerotiorum 1980 UF-70, 255 nucleotides. Its product is annotated as pectin. Lineage: Eukaryota; Fungi; Ascomycota; Leotiomycetes; Helotiales; Sclerotiniaceae. The record is from RefSeq and is a predicted model, not a curated record. The transcript is spliced from 2 exons. Bases 1 to 255 code for a protein of 84 amino acids.
AUGGUUGCUGUUACUGGAGUCGUUACUGCUGGUGCCUCAGCUCUCGGCCUCGCUGCCGCUCUCGCAUCCAUGCAUCUCCCAGCCAAAACCUACCGCGUAGAACGUACCCGUCGUCUCUCCCAACCCGCAGACCAAGACCAAGGUGAAAUGACUCGAUUGGCAUUGCAGAAAACCAACUCUGCUGGUUCUAUCACCGAAAAAACAAAGGGUUCUUUCCAACCUGGAAAGAAAGUCUUGGGUCGGGUUAAGGAAUAA